Molecule: messenger RNA, 2742 nt
Organism: Prunus avium (sweet cherry)
Lineage: Eukaryota; Viridiplantae; Streptophyta; Magnoliopsida; Rosales; Rosaceae
Product: DEAD-box ATP-dependent RNA helicase 37
Molecular function (GO): nucleic acid binding; ATP binding; RNA helicase activity
Source: RefSeq, a predicted model, not a curated record
CAAAAUAGUAAUAAAAGAUUUAUUUUAAAAUUAAAAAAUUUAGAAGGAGAGAGAAGGGAACGGCUUUGGCUUUGAAGAAAAGAAAAGAUAUUUUUGUUGGGCUUAAAGCGCUGCCUCUUGUCUGCGUGCACCAACAAAACAUUAGGGUUUCUCAGAUCUUUUUCUUCUUCUUCUAACCUCCGUCACGUCCUCUACUGCUACAGGGUUUUAUUUUUUGCGCUGAUUUGGAUUUUCAUUGGGAUUGCAAUUGAAAUUUCUGGGGUUCAAUUGUCGAGAAUUUUGAAAUUGGUUUCGAGGGUUAUAUCUGUUUUUUGAAGGCUGUUGGAGUGAUAAUUUUGUCCUAGUUGUAUCGACUAUGCGAACUUCAUGGGCAGAUUUGGCUGCAAAUUCUGCAGCUGAGAAUGUAACUUCUGGCUCUUCCGCUAGCAAUGCUGUUGCUGGCACGGCUGCUGCUCCUACUCGAUCCACCUAUGUCCCCCCACAUCUGCGUAACCGUCCUCCUUCAGCCGACCCACCUGCUCCAGCCUAUACUGGCCCGCCUGCCAAUGAUCGAGGUGGGUUCAGCGGAUCUCGCUGGGGUGGUCCCAGAAAUGACAAUAUUCGAUCUGGACCUGGCUAUGGUGGCAAUGGUGGUCACGGUGGUGGAUGGGGCAGCAGAAGUGGUGGUUGGGAUGGGAGGGUGCGAGAAGUGAACCCCUUUGGAGAAGAGGAAGAAACAGAGCAGCCAUUUAGUGAGCAAGAGAACAGUGGUAUUAACUUCGAUGCAUAUGAAGAUAUUCCGGUUGAGACAAGUGGUGAUAAUGUUCCGACCCCUGUGAAUACAUUUGCAGAUAUUGACUUGGGUGAUGCACUUAAUAAAAAUAUUCAGAGGUGCAAAUAUGUGAAACCAACACCUGUGCAGCGUCAUGCUAUUCCCAUCUCCCUUGCGGGCCGGGACUUGAUGGCAUGUGCCCAAACUGGUUCUGGAAAGACGGCUGCUUUCUGUUUCCCAAUCAUCAGUGGAAUUAUGACGGGACAACCUGCACAGAGACCGCCCCGUGGUGCACAUACAGUUUAUCCACUUGCUCUCAUUUUAUCUCCUACUAGGGAGCUUUCUAUUCAAAUUCAUGAGGAAGCUAGGAAAUUUUCAUAUCAAACAGGUGUUAGGGUGGUUGUUGCCUAUGGAGGAGCACCAAUUAACCAACAGCUGCGGGAACUUGAAAGAGGUGUUGAUAUUCUUGUGGCAACUCCUGGAAGAUUGGUGGAUUUGCUGGAGAGAGCUAGAGUUUCAUUGCAAAUGAUUAGGUAUUUAGCCCUAGAUGAGGCUGAUCGAAUGCUGGAUAUGGGUUUUGAACCACAAAUAAGGAAAAUUGUGGAACAAAUGGACAUGCCUCCACCAGGUGCACGACAGACUAUGCUGUUCAGUGCCACUUUUCCAAAGGAAAUACAGAGACUGGCCUCUGAUUUUCUUGCAAAGUACAUCUUUCUGGCAGUUGGAAGGGUGGGUUCUAGUACUGAUUUGAUUGUCCAAAGAGUGGAAUUUGUUCAUGAGUCUGAUAAAAGAAGUCACCUUAUGGACCUUCUUCAUGCACAGAGGGCCAAUGGCGUACAGGGCAAGCAAGCUCUGACAUUAGUUUUUGUGGAGACAAAGAAGGGAGCCGAUUCACUGGAACACUGGUUGUGUAUGAAUGGUUUUCCUGCAACUACUAUUCAUGGUGACAGAUCACAGCAGGAAAGAGAACAAGCAUUGAGGUCAUUUAAGAGCGGCAACACUCCAAUUUUGGUGGCUACUGAUGUGGCUGCACGUGGGCUUGACAUUCCUCAUGUUGCACAUGUUGUCAACUUUGAUCUUCCAAAUGACAUUGAUGAUUAUGUCCACCGCAUUGGUCGUACUGGACGAGCUGGGAAAUCUGGUUUAGCUACUGCCUUCUUUAAUGAGAACAAUUCAUCCCUUGCUAGGUCUUUAGCAGAUUUGAUGCAAGAAUCAAAUCAAGAAGUACCUGCUUGGCUGUCCCGGUACGCAGCUCGAUCUUCUUUUGGUGGUGGGAGGAACCGUCGUUCUGGGGGAGGUCGGUUUGGUGGCCGUGACUUCCGAAGGGAUACCUCUUUCAGUAGGGGUGGUUCUGAUUACUAUGGCGGAGGCAGCAGUGGUGGAUAUGGGGGUUCUUCUGGUGGUUAUAGUGGAGGUGGAGGAUAUGGUGGUCCUGGGAUGACCAGUGCAUGGGACUAACCACUAACUCUUGAAAGCAGUUACAGUGUCUCUAGGUAAUGGCUGCAGACUUCUUCCUUCUUUAUAAGGUCGUCAUAUUUUUGUUUUUGUAAUGUUUGGUUUAAGCCAUCAAAUGCUUUAUACUGUCGGAAGUGCUCAUCAAUGUUUUGAGGGAGGGGGGGACUUAUGUUUGGUAUUUGGCGCCACAGGAAUAGAGGUUUGUGUAAUGUUGGUAGGUGUCGAUUAAAAAUUACUAACAGAGUAGGGAUUACUUUGUCUUUUAAAAUUUUCUGUACGCUUUUUACAUACUCUGGCUUGUGAUUUUGGAUGGGUUGUAGAAUAUGUAGUGGGAGAGGGAGAGGGUUUCGUUUCGGCCGCAUCUUUGUGUAUCUCAUAGGCAUGUUCGUUUCAACCCGGUUUGUGGGGUUAUAGUGUUGAGAGGUUCUUCUGUUCCUGCCAUUUCUUCCUCCUUUUAAACAAAGGAGUUACGGAUAUCUAGGGCUUUUGUAAUAUUUUGGUUGCUGACUGAAAUGAAUACAAAGCCUUCUUGGAAA